UGCAAUUUUCGUCGGAAACCCUGAAUCUUUCGCCGGAAAAAAUGGAGCUUUUCAAGCUUUUCUUGAUGUGUUUCCUCUGGUUUGGAGCAAAUGCCGUUGUUCUUGAAGAUGAUAGAAGAGCAUUGUUGGAUUUCAUAACCAAUCUUCCACAUUCUCGUUCGUUAAACUGGGAUUCAAGCUCAACUCAUGUGUGUAAUCAGUGGACUGGAGUCACGUGCAGUGAAGAUGGGUCACGUGUUGUCGGUCUCCGGUUACCCGGAGUUGGGUUUCACGGUCGUAUUCCGGCCAACACCAUCGGCAAACUCUCGGCUUUGCAGAUCUUGAGCCUCAGAUCUAAUGGUAUUUCUGGCCAAUUUCCGGUGGAUUUCUAUAAUCUCAAGAACUUAUCGUUGUUGUAUCUUCAAUUUAACCAAUUUUCUGGUCCAUUGCCUCUUGAUUUCACCGUUUGGAAGAAUUUAACGAUCGUUAAUCUUUCGAAUAACGAGUUCAAUGGGUCGAUUCCGGUUUCGAUUUCGAAAACCCAUCUUUCUGCUUUGAAUCUUGCUAACAAUUCGUUAAUUGGGGGGAUUCCUGAUUUGGGUGUUUCUGAUCUUCAAGUUCUUGAUCUUUCGAACAAUCAUCUCACCGGAUUCGUUCCGAAAUCACUCGAGAAGUUCCCGAAAUCGGCGUUUUUCGGUAACAAUUUGUCAAUGGUUUAUUCGAGUAAUGAAGUUCCGAUAGUUAUGCCUACUCGUAAGCCGGAUUCGAGCUCCAAAAACGGCGGAAAAUGGAGUGAAAGAGCUCUUUUAGCGACGAUUGUGGCUGUUUCCGCCGUUGUUUUUACGGGUUUCGCGAUCUUUUGGGUGAUUUGUUGCUUAAAGAAGAACAAUGGUGACGGGAUUUCUUCGAAGCUCGAAAAAGGCGGGAUGUCGCCUGAGAAAGCGAUUUCUCGAACCCAAGAUGCGAAUAAUCGAUUGGUUUUCUUUGAGGGUUGUAGUUAUGCAUUUGAUUUGGAAGAUCUUUUGAGGGCUUCUGCUGAGGUUUUGGGGAAGGGUACGUUCGGGAUGUCGUAUAAGGCGAUUUUAGAAGACGGGACUUCGGUUGUGGUGAAACGGUUGAAAGAAUUGAGCGUCGGGAAACGGGAGUUCGAGCAGCAGAUGGGGAUCAUUGGGAGUAUUAAGCACGAGAAUGUGAUCGAAUUGAGGGCGUAUUACUACUCGAAAGACGAGAAGCUUACGGUUUGCGAGUAUUAUGGCGAAGGAAGUGUUGCCGCGAUGUUACAUGGUAAGAGAGGGGAGGAUCGGGUUCCGUUGACGUGGGAUACCCGACUCCGGAUCGCGAUCGGUGCCGCCCGUGGCAUCGCUCGGAUCCAUGCCGAGACUGGCGGCAAGCUCGUCCACGGCAAUAUCAAGUCGUCAAACGUGUUCUUGAAUCCUCAAAGUUAUGGAUGUGUCUCUGAUGUUGGUUUGUCGACCAUCAUGUCUCAAAUCGCCGCCCCGAUUGCCCGUGCCGCGGGUUAUCGGGCGCCGGAAAUUACCGACACCCGAAAGGCUACCCAGCCGUCGGAUGUCUAUAGCUUUGGUGUGCUGUUACUCGAACUUCUAACCGGUAAGUCACCGGUGCACACCACAAGCGGCGAUGAGGUCAUCCAUUUGGUCCGGUGGGUCCACUCGGUGGUCCGGGAAGAGUGGACCGGUGAGGUUUUUGAUGUGGAAUUACUAAAAUACCCCAACAUCGAGGAGGAGAUGGUGGAGAUGUUGCAGAUUGCGAUGUCGUGUGUGGCGAGAGUAGCAGAUCAGAGACCGAAAAUGACGGAAGUCGUUAAAAUGGUGGAAGACGUUCGACGGAAUGCGGAAUCGGAGAGUCGGCCGUGCUUGCCGGAAAGUUCGUCACGGGUACCACCGGAUGUUCUCGAGAAAUGAUCUCCGAUUGCCGGCCGGUGGUUCUUUCAUUAUCUCGAUGAAUUAAUUUCUAAUACUUCCAUUCCAUGUCAUCAUUUUGUGUUGUAUUGUUGCAAAGUUUUUAUGAUAUUAGUUUUGUAUGCAAGAUUUAAUUUUAAUU
This is a messenger RNA of Cynara cardunculus var. scolymus (artichoke), 2040 nucleotides long. Its product is annotated as probable inactive receptor kinase At4g23740. The coding region runs from base 42 to 1901 and encodes 619 amino acids. Lineage: Eukaryota; Viridiplantae; Streptophyta; Magnoliopsida; Asterales; Asteraceae. Gene Ontology annotation, biological process: protein phosphorylation. Gene Ontology annotation, molecular function: protein binding; protein kinase activity; ATP binding. The record is from RefSeq and is a predicted model, not a curated record. The transcript is spliced from 2 exons.